GAAUUAGCAAGAAUAACAGGUUCUGCUCACGCCUGUUUAUUUUGUUCGUGCCUCCUUAUUGUAAUAAACAUCGUGCCAUAUGCAGUUAACCUUUUUACAUGCUCGAAAUCCUAAGACAGUAUUCAUCCGUGCUGGGCUUGUAAUUAUUAUUCUUUAUACCAAUUGCGUAGCGUGCGCUCAGUUCAUGACCGGGAAGGAUUUGUGUGCAAGCUUCGGGGUGCUAAUUACGGGAUGCCGAUUAUUAAAAUAUUACACCAGCCAUGAUGAGCCUAUACAGCGCUACUCAGCCAGGUUGUUUCCUGCGGAGUGAAAAAAGAAAAGUUCCUAACGCUAACAGGAAGCCAGCCUGAUUAGCGCUGCCGCAACAGCAGCGGGAGGGAGGUGCUUUUGACGCCAUUCACUCACAAACAACCCACGGCCACGACUAAUUUAAUGCGCACCCAGGAAGCCGCUAAACGGGAUGUAUGCCGACGACGGAAAAGCGUGAAAAAAUGUUGUCGGAAGUGUAUGCAGUAAUCAGGUGUAUGCACUUGCCUUGGUCUCCAGGGAAAAGAAGUAAAAGCUAAACUUUGUAAAAUGUUAUCGUAUGGAAUUUUGACUGUCACAAGCAUACCGCGCUACUGAAUCAAUCGCGUGUUUCUACGGUAGUAAUUAUAAAGUGACCUUUACUUACCAUGCCCACUACAAACUGCCUCAUCGUUACGACUUUGUUUUGCGUAAACGCUGUUAACAUGACCGACGCGCAGCGCGUAAAAGUGGUGUCGAUCAGCGUGGGAAACGCGUCGGACCUCGGCAAUCCGCCGGUGGUGUCGUCCAUCGCAGUGGCGCUUGAGCUGCUUAGCGAACGCUAUCCCGAGGUGCUGGCCAACUAUACUUAUCACUAUGCAGCGCUGCGGGGACAGACCGGGUGUGCGGAUGGACUAACCAGCGGCGAAAACGCCGAGAUCGGUCUGGCGUAUUUGUAUCGAGACGGGCACUUCUUCAACAAUGGACCAACCAUCAUACUUGCUUCCGCUUGCGUUCAAACUUUCCAAUCUGUGGCUAACUACGCGGGAGAACUGGGCAUGUUGGCUUUGGGAUUCACCACGGCGGAUCCGAGCCAUGCCAACAAAACCCGCUUCCCCACACUUCUGUCGUUCACGACGGCCACGCCGCAAAUCUACGCCAGCAAACUGUUAGCGGUGUUGGACAUGUUUAACUGGCGCUCCAUCGCCAUCGUCCUGGACAAGUGCUCUGCCCAUGCAACCACGGGAUACAGCGUCCGUGUUCGCCGCGAGUGUCAGGGCGUGUCGGCCCUGCUUCAAGAGCGGAAGGACAUCAAGUACAUCCAGAUCGAUACCGACUCCAACGGGGCGGAUGCCAACUGGGCUACGGCAGCGCUACUAGCGGCUAGCAACUUCAGUCGUAUCAUUUUGGCCUGCACACUGGGACCAGCACAGAACCAGCUAGCGGUGACAGCGUCCGAUCUUGGCAUGACGAACGGACAGUACGUGUUCAUCCAUCUGUAUGAAACCGACGUGCCACAGGAAUACCCGCUCAGCUGUCGCGAAGCAGAUGGUUCAUAUAACAAGAAACUGUGCGCCGCCUUUGCGCAUUACUUGAUGGUGCGAUCCGAUCCGGUGGACUGGAGCAAGUUGGUCGAUUACACCGACCGGGUGAAAGCGCGCUGGAACAGCUGGUUUUACCCGCCCACCACCAACGGCAUCUUGGGUUCCGAGUUUAUGGCCAUCAUUUUCGAAGCCUUGGAAGCAGUCGCCCAGGUUUUGGAGGAAGUACGCGAAAGGAACAGCACAGAGCCGGUUCGCGGUCAGCAGAUCGCCGGGCUGAUGUUCAAUCGCCUCUUCAAUCUGACAUCGCGCAGUGUAAAGCUGACAGAAGUGGGCACACGCGUGGUGACCACGCACAUUCAGGUCUUCAGUCGCAAAACGCGGAGCUUCCAGAGCAUUUUCGUAUCGGAUUCCGGCCGUGAUACUCUUACAAGGAUCGCCGGUGUGGAGUUUCCCUGGGGCGGCCAGAGUCCGCCUUUGGACAGGCCUCUAUGUGGCAUUCACAAUGAGCUCUGCUUGUCUGACAAUACGGCUUUUCUCCUGUCGGUCAGCUUAGGCGUCGGUUGUCCCGUCAUGUUCCUUCUAAUUAUUCUCAUAUUUCUCGAAAGGCGCCGUCGAAUGGCCCACGCCUACGAAAAGUGGCUGAUCAAAGAUGAUGGCAAGGGUCAGUCGGCUAUCGGCGGAGAGCGGGGUGAGGCCGGUUCGAUUCACGACCAAAGUGAAAAGUCAACGGUGAAAUUGCUGCAAACGGGCAAACGCACGAUGCAUGUGCGCGGUAUCCGCGUAGUGUGUUGCGUGCCGGGGCGCGACGAGACCAUGGCUAUGGAUAAAAUCCGUCCGAUCCUUGACUCUCCUGCUGACAAACAGUCAGGCAGCCGGCUCCUGUGGCUCUGUAACACCGUCGGCGGUGCGGAACUGUCGCAAGUGUUGACCAAUAUUACAAAUCUUCAGCAUCCGAAUAUCAACGCACUCGUUGGUUUAUCCUUGCACAGCCGGCCUCCCUUCAUCUGUCAAACGCACCGGGAACGCGGAUCCUUGCUGGACCUGUGGCAAGGCGGUCAAGCCAACAUCGACUGGAAUUUAAAAACUUCCCUCAUCUCCGACCUUGUCGAAGGCCUGGGUGCAAUUCACCGCUCAUCGCUGAAACUGCACGGCAACCUGAAAGCGAGCAAAUGCGUUAUCGACAGCCGCUUCUGUCUGCGCAUCGACGAUCUGGGCCACGAAGAGGUCAUGUCGGUGAUUAUGCGCGCAAAGCUCGAUGUGCCACUCAACCGCUAUUCCGCGCCCGAACUAUACGAUGGCUUACCAGCCACUCCGGCCAGUGACGUAUUCGCUUUGGCUGUCAUUGCCGGUCAGUUGUUGUCCGAUUCCUACGCCGCCGAUUCGCGCAUGCGCAGCCGAACAUCCACAUUAAUGGCGGCGGAUCGUCCUAAGCAUAGGCGCAGCAGCCGAGGAAACAUCGGUGUCCAUGAGCUGAAUGAGUCCACUGGGGAGAAAGAGAGCUUGCAGAAGAUUCUGAAUGACUGCCUGCAUCGUGAAGCGACGCUGCGUCCAUCCAUCUCCAAGGUACGCUCUGCACUGCGCCCGGUCGUUGGCAAAGAAAGCCUCUUGGACAGCCUGCUGCAUCGGCUGCGCAACCACACCGACACUCUGGAAGUUCUUGUCUACAACCGCCAGCAAGAACUGCUGCUAGAGCAACGCCGCUGUGAGGAUCUGCUCAACGAAAUGCUACCCAAAGAAAUUGUCCAUCAGCUGCGCAUGGGAAGGGAAAUCCCACCCGAAUCCUUCCAGUCGGUGACCAUCUACUUUAGCUAUAUUAGCUACUUCGCGCAGUUCGUCGCCGACUCGCAACCGCUGCAGGUUAUCAGCUUCCUCGAUCUGCUCUUUUCCCGCUUCGACAAGGCCUUGGUGAACUACAGCGUAUGCAAAAUUGAGGCGACGGGCGACAACUACAUGGUGGGAAGUGGCUUGCCGGCUCGCAACGGCAGCGUCCACGCCAGAGAGAUUUGCCGGUUGUCCUUUGCGCUGCAGACGUGCUUCGAGACGCUGUUAGCCGACGCCACUCACUCCGCGCAGAUGGGACUACAGGCCGGAGCCCACACCGGCCCCGUGGUGGCCGGCAUCAUCGGCAGUAAACGGCCAAGAUACUGUUUAUUCGGCGACACCGUUAAUACCGCGUCGCGAAUGUCCAGCCACAGCCAACCCUCGCGCACGCAUCUCAGCCCGGAAACAGCGCAGCUAGCACAGUUUUAUGGUUUCGCUGUACAGGACCGCGGCAUCAUCAAUAUUAAAGGGAAAGGCGAUAUCCGCACCUACUGGCUGCUCUCUUCAGCGUCACAAAACUGAUUUAACAUUCGGUUUCUAUGACCGAUUCAUAGUAGUUCAAAAUUCAAAUUUGUUCGUUUUGAAAUCCACCAACAAGAGCUUAUUGGCAACAGAUCGUGAAGUCUCAAUAUCAUCCGCUCUGGCGGUAUUAAUUGACUGCUAUCUGCAUGCGAUAAUCGCCCAGUAAGCCAAAUUGUCGGUGCUUACUGUUCAUUGUUACGUAGAUGA
Paramacrobiotus metropolitanus is the source of this 4100-nucleotide messenger RNA. RefSeq names its product atrial natriuretic peptide receptor 1-like. Gene Ontology annotation, molecular function: guanylate cyclase activity; peptide receptor activity; protein kinase activity. Gene Ontology annotation, biological process: intracellular signal transduction; receptor guanylyl cyclase signaling pathway; protein phosphorylation. Lineage: Eukaryota; Metazoa; Tardigrada; Eutardigrada; Parachela; Macrobiotidae. The transcript is spliced from 20 exons. The coding region runs from base 675 to 3893 and encodes 1072 amino acids. The record is from RefSeq and is a predicted model, not a curated record.